Messenger RNA from Seminavis robusta, 2157 nucleotides. NCBI's taxonomy places the organism in Eukaryota, Bacillariophyta, Bacillariophyceae, Naviculales, Naviculaceae. The record is from the annotation of a GenBank genome assembly.
AUGAUGAGAGAUGAUUCAGCCAAAAGAUUCUUGAAAAUGUCGCCCAUCUACUCUCCCGUUGUUUUCUUUUGGUGGCUCCUUCUUCUACUACAAUUGCCUUUGACGGCAGCAGCCAUCCAGGAGUAUUUGUAUCGCAGCAUGAAUCCACCCACAAAGGCACUUCCUGUGAUGGACUACUACUCAGACGACACGAAUAAUAAGGAUUCGAUUCCUGACUUUUUGUCGAGUGACACGAUGGACCACCCUCGCGUCGUGGAAUUCUAUUCCCCCACGUGUCCUCAUUGUCAGGCAUUUGCGCCACAGUACGUGCAAUUUGCCAAUGACUUUGGCAAUUGGACAGCAAAAACUCAACACAGCAGUGCUUCCCUUGGCAACGUACAAUUUCAUGCCGUGUCUUGUUCGGUCCACAAGACUGUUUGUCGACAAGAGAGCAUUCGAAACUAUCCCACCAUCAAGGUCAUUCCGGCGUACAAGACAUCGGCAGCGGCUGUGCAACUCCAGGAUUAUCAGUUGCAUGCCUUCAAAUUGGCCACUAUUUUGGGUGCUGAAGCUGUUCCAUCAUUGCCAAAUCUACCACCACAACCACAAGUUCCAGCUGGUAGUAACAACAGGAUCAGGAGACCACCUGGAAAACACGUCGUGUCAAGGACAGCCAAAAACAACAACAGAGACAAAUUACUAGUACCAAUCAAAAAGAAGAAAGCUGCUACUCCACCGUUGUCCAGGAGCUCGUCUCGGAUUCUGACUCGCACACAAACGGAAGUCUUUACAGACGCCUAUCUGUCCUUCUUUCGAACCAUGAAAGACAGCGUCUUUAUGGCAGAGGGGCCACUGGCCAAAGACCGAAAGGUCAAACUCAAGGCGUUUCUGGAGCUAUUGCAAGAUGCACUACCCCCUUGGAAACUGUUCCACGCCCUCCUUGACAAGCUCUUGUUGGAUUUCAACCGCAUUGUCUACCACGAACGGGUCUGGGAAUCGACUCUGGAACGGUUUGCGCCAAUUUCCUCUGAUUGGAGUCCAGCCUGUCAACAACAUGGCAGCGAGUAUACAUGCGGUUUGUGGAGCCUGUUUCAUAUUGUGACGGUGGGAGUCACAGAAUACAAUCGACACGUACCACCACAACAACAAGACAACAAACAAGCGUACUUUAACAUGGUGGCGGCGGCCGACACGAUCAAGGAUUUUAUAGAAACCUUUUUCAUUUGUCAAGAAUGCACGCGACAUUUUGUACAAGAGUACAACAAUUGUACCUAUCAUCGCUGUGAGAGACUAGUCCAACACAAAAACUGGCAGCAGCUCCCGCUUUGGUUGGCGGAAACGCACAAUGGGGUCAAUGUCCGACUGCAACGAACGCGACAAUCUACAACAACCACGACCACAGCAGAACAAGAACAGAAUGCCAUGUGGCCAUCCGCAAAGGAAUGUUCUGCUUGUUGGUUGGAAGAGAGAGGGAGUCUGUCUCGCUAUGAUGAGGCAAUCCUGUACAAGUAUCUGCGACUCAUCUAUUGGCCGGAGGAUGCCGAGUCGCGAAGUUUCAGCGAGGAGCUCAAAUCUCAUUCUGGGUCUACCAGCAAGGCAGGAACGAAGAGCAACAAGGCAAAUUUGUCGUCUACCACGGGGCCCGCCACAAUCAGCAGAAAUCCAGACUCGUUCCCCAAAGUGACAACCACCCACAGCGGGGAUAAGGGGGAAGCAAGCCAGGCCAAGAGCAAUGACACUUCCCAGACUGGGAUCGAUAUCAGCAUAGACAAGGGGACAGUGCUGAUCCCUUCGGACUCCUUGCCAACUCAAGCUGCAACACUCCCCAAACCACACGACAUCACCCCAAAGGAAACUCCUAUCAACAGCAGCAGGGUAAACCAAGCCGUAACCUCUGACAAUACGGGCAAAGGUUUCUCCACUCCAGGUUUGCUCCCUAGUCGAAUCAGAUUGGAAGGUGCCGCCUCCCUUGCCAAUGUUUCAUCUCCAGCCGAAACGGCUGCAAACAUGGAUUCGAAGUCAAUGGCAUCUCUUGGCCCUGUUGUUGACGUACAAUCCAUUGUACUGGCACUUCUUGCGUUCACAGGUGUUAUUCUAGCAGCCAAGAAAAAUAUGCGCCUACAGAGACUGCGCUACCUGAGUGGUGCGUCGGCGGUUGAGCGCGCCCAUGGCUUGUAG